Molecule: messenger RNA, 1796 nt
Organism: Rattus norvegicus (Norway rat)
Lineage: Eukaryota; Metazoa; Chordata; Mammalia; Rodentia; Muridae
Gene: Cyp3a62
Product: cytochrome P450, family 3, subfamily a, polypeptide 62
Cellular component (GO): endoplasmic reticulum membrane
Molecular function (GO): oxidoreductase activity, acting on paired donors, with incorporation or reduction of molecular oxygen; iron ion binding; steroid hydroxylase activity
Source: RefSeq, marked provisional
CAGGGAGGGAGCUCGGCAAGCUCAGCCAUAAAGUUGCAGCACACACAGCUAAGAAUAAAGGACAAAGGAGAGACUUGAUUAAAGAAAGCAGCAAUGGACCUGAUCCCAAACAUUUCCUUGGAAACCUGGAUGCUCCUGGCUACCAUCCUCGUGCUCCUGUAUCUGUAUGGAACCUCCACACAUGGAAAUUUUAAGAAAUUAGGGAUUUCUGGACCUAAACCACUGCCUUUUGUGGGAAAUAUUCUUGCAUACCGCCAUGGAUUUUGGGAGUUUGAUAGACACUGCCAUAAAAAAUAUGGGGAUAUAUGGGGGUUUUAUGAGGGACGACAACCUAUUUUGGCUAUAACAGAUCCAGAUAUAAUAAAAACAGUGCUGGUAAAGGAAUGUUAUUCUACCUUCACAAACCGUCGGAGCUUUGGUCCAGCGGGAAUUUUGAAAAAAGCUAUCACCUUAUCUGAGGAUGAAGAAUGGAAGAGAUUAAGAACAUUGCUAUCUCCCACCUUCACCAGUGGGAAGCUCAAGGAGAUGUUCCCCAUCAUUAACCAGUAUGCAGAUUUGCUGGUGAAAAACGUGAAACAUGAAGCAGAAAAAGGCAAUCCCAUCACCAUGAAAGACAUCUUUGGGGCCUAUAGCAUGGAUGUGAUCACAGGCACAUCAUUUGGAGUAAACGUGGAUUCCCUCAACAACCCACAGAAUCCCUUUGUACAAAAAGUGAAGAAACUCUUAAAAUUUAAUUUCUUGGACCCAUUCUUUCUCUCAGUGAUACUCUUUCCAUUCCUUACCCCAGUUUUUGAAGCAUUUGACAUAACUGUGUUUCCAAAAGAUGUUAUGAAGUUUUUUAGGACUUCUGUAGAACGAAUGAAAGAGAACCGCAUGCAAGAGAAAGUAAAGCAAAGAUUAGAUUUUCUUCAACUGAUGAUAAACUCCCAAAGUUCUGGAGAUAAAGAGUCUCACCAAGGUUUAACUGAUGUGGAGAUUGUGGCUCAGUCCAUUUUCUUUAUUUUUGCCGGCUAUGAGACCACUAGCAGUGCUCUUUCCUUUGCUUUGUAUUUGCUGGCCACACACCCUGAUCUCCAGAAGAAACUGCAGGAUGAAAUUGAUGCAGCUCUGCCCAAUAAGGCACCUGUGACCUAUGAUGUCCUGGUAGAGAUGGAGUACUUGGACAUGGUGUUAAAUGAAACUCUCAGAUUAUUUCCAGUUGGUGGAAGACUCGAGAGGGUCUGUAAGAAAGAUGUUGAAAUCAAUGGGGUUUUUAUACCCAAAGGGACUGUGGUGAUGGUACCAACCUUUGCUCUUCACAAAGACCCAAAGUGCUGGCCAGAGCCUGAGGAAUUUUGUCCUGAAAGGUUCAGAAAGAAGAAUCAGGACAGCAUCAAUCCUUACAUAUACCUGCCCUUUGGUAAUGGACCCAGGAACUGUAUUGGCAUGAGGUUUGCUCUCAUGAACAUGAAAAUUGCUCUUGUCAGAGUCCUGCAGAACUUCUCCUUUGGACCUUGUAAAGAAACUCAGAUUCCUUUAAAACUAAGAAAGAAAGGAUUUUUUCAACCAGAAAAACCCAUCAUUCUAAGGGCUGUAUCAAGAGAUUGAACCAUGAGUGGAGCUUGAUAUUAUGCCUACUCUAGCACCAUGACACAUGGCAUCAGAAACCAAAUUAUUUGUGAAGAAAAUGCAGCGAUGAAGACGGGAUUGAUUCUCUUCAUGUAUGGUGGACUCUGGGCCUUCAUCAAGAUGCUCACCUCCUCUAGCCACCAAAGUUCAGCAAUCACAUGCUUCCCAAAAUAGAAAAAAGCAAGAGU